AUGACAUGUGAAAGUUCAAGUGAUUACUGCUACAACGCUACAGCUGACGUAACUCAACUGAACGAAGUGACAAUGGCUGGAACGUCGAAAAUGACAUGUGAAAGUUCAAGUGAUUACUGCUACAACGCUACAGCUGACAACCUCACACUCUUUGAGAAGGCGAAACAACGAGCCAAAGACCUGCUCAAAGUCAUCGGGUAA
This is a messenger RNA of Strongylus vulgaris, 201 nucleotides long. NCBI's taxonomy places the organism in Eukaryota, Metazoa, Nematoda, Chromadorea, Rhabditida, Strongylidae. The record is from the annotation of a GenBank genome assembly.